AUGAAAGAGUGGGUGGGGUUGGGGGGGCAAGCAGUUGGCCAGGCAAAUGUUCGGAGGAAGAGCACGGCAAGAAGGACCAGAAGAGCACAUGCCCUAAGGUUGUGUGUGCUGCUCACGUCAGAAGAACAAGGAGAUCACGUGGCAGUUCUGAGGUCCUGUGACCUACAUGUGAUAGGAGCAGCAAUUGCAAUUGAAUUGCAACUCAAAAAUCUUUCACAUUGGCAGGCAUCGGACCUAAAAUCUUCAGACAAGCCUAUAGGCCUCAGCCCUGAAGCCGCCGCGGACGCAGAGGAGAGCGCGGACGCCCUAGCGCCCUGCUCGGCCCGGGCCCCGCCGCGGCGCCUCCCUCCCCUCACCCGGAGCCGCAGCGCGCGGCGGCGGCGGCUCCUCGAGCUCGAGAGAUCCGCUGCCGCCGGCGCCGGCCGAGGGCGAUGGGGCUGGGCUGAGGUGAAGCGGCGGCGGCGGCUACAGCGGCGAGCCCGGCCCCGGUCCCACACAGCCCUUUGGCAGCUCCAACGGGAGGCCGCCCGGGAGACGGUGCGGGGGCGCCAGUUAUCUUCAGUUGUUCUGAAGCACACUACCUUUCCAACCACUGUAGAUAUGGACAAAGAAGAAAGAAAGACUAUCAACCAGGGUCAGGAAGAUGAAAUGGAGAUUUAUGGCUACAAUUUGUGUCGCUGGAAGCUUGCCAUCGUUUCUCUUGGAGUGGUGUGUACCGGCGGCUUUCUUCUCCUGCUCCUCUAUUGGAUGCCCGAGUGGCGGGUGAAGGUGACCUGUGUGAGAGCUGCAAUCAAAGACUGUGAGGUGGUGCUGCUUAGGACUACUGAUGAAUUCAGAACAUGGUUUUGUGCAAAAAUUCGCUUCCUUUCUCUAGAAACUCCCCCAUUUUCAAGUUCAAAAUCUCUGGUUAAUAAAGUUUCAAAUGGCCAUGCAGUUCACUUAACUGAAAAUCUGGCUGAAGAGAAUAGGCUUGAGAUGAAUAAAUACUCACAGCCUCAGUCACAACAGAUUCGCUACUUCACCCACCAUAGUGUGAAAUAUUUCUGGAAUGAUAGCCUUCACAAUUUUGAUUUCUUAAAGGGACUGGAUGAAGGUGUUUCUUGUACGUCAAUUUAUGAAAAGCAUAGUGCAGGACUGACAAAAGGGAUGCAUGCCUACAGAAAAUUGCUUUAUGGAGUAAAUGAAAUUGCUGUGAAAGUGCCUUCAGUUUUUAAGCUCCUGGUUAAGGAGGUUCUCAACCCAUUUUACAUUUUCCAGUUGUUCAGUGUUAUACUCUGGAGCACAGAUGAAUACUAUUACUAUGCUAUAACCAUUGUGAUUAUGUCUAUAGUAUCAAUUAUAAGCUCCCUGUAUGCCAUUAGAAAGCAAUAUAUUAUGUUACAUGACAUGGUGGCGGCUCACAGUACUGUGAGAGUUUCAGUUUGCAGAGUAAAUGAAGAAAUAGAAGAGAUCUUUUCUACAGACCUUGUGCCGGGAGAUGUCAUGGUCAUUCCAUUAAAUGGGACAGUCAUGCCUUGUGAUGCAGUGCUUAUUAACGGUACUUGCAUUGUAAAUGAAAGCAUGUUAACAGGAGAAAGUGUUCCAGUGACAAAAACUAAUUUGCCAAAUCCUUCAGUGGACAUGAAAGGAACGAGAGAUGAAUUAUAUAGUCCAGAAACACAUAGACGACACACUUUGUUUUGUGGGACAACUGUUAUUCAGACUCGUUUCUACGCUGGAGAACUUGUCAAAGCCAUAGUAGUUAGAACAGGAUUUAGUACUUCCAAAGGACAGCUUGUUCGCUCCAUAUUGUAUCCCAAACCAACUGAUUUUAAACUCUACAGAGAUGCCUACUUAUUUCUACUGUGUCUAGUGGCUGUGGCUGCAAUUGGGUUUAUCUACACUAUUAUCAAUAACAUUUUAAAUGAGGUUGAAGUUGCAGAUAUAAUUAUCGAGUCUCUUGAUAUCAUUACAAUUACUGUGCCGCCUGCACUUCCUGCUGCAAUGACCGCUGGCAUUGUGUAUGCCCAAAGAAGACUGAAGAAAGUGGGUAUUUUCUGUAUCAGUCCCCAAAGGAUCAACAUAUGUGGACAACUGAAUCUUAUUUGCUUUGACAAGACUGGAACCCUUACUGAAGAUGGUUUAGAUCUUUGGGGGAUUCAGCGAGUGGAAAAUGCACGUUUUCUUUUGCCAGAAGAAAAGGUUUGCAGUGAGAUGUUGGUAAAGUCUCAGUUUGUUGCUUGUAUGGCUACUUGCCAUUCACUUACAAAAAUUGAAGGAGUGCUUUCUGGAGAUCCACUUGAUUUGAAAAUGUUUGAAGCCAUCGGGUGGAUUUUGGAAGAAGCAACUGAAGAGGAAACAGCACUUCAUAAUCGAAUUAUGCCCACUGUGGUUCGUCCUCCAAAACAGCUGCUUCCUGAAUCUGCACCUGCAGGAAACCAAGAAAUGGAGCUGUUUGAACUUCCAGCUGUUUAUGAGAUAGGAAUUGUUCGCCAGUUCCCAUUUUCCUCUGCUUUGCAACGUAUGUGUGUGGUGGCCAGGGUGCUCGGGGACAGAAAGAUGGAUGCCUACAUGAAAGGGGCACCAGAGGUCAUUGCUGGUCUUUGUAAGCCUGAAACAGUUCCUGUUGAUUUUGAAAAAGUUUUGGAAGAUUACACCAAACAGGGCUUCCGUGUGAUUGCUCUUGCACACAGAAAAUUGGAGUCAAAACUGACCUGGCACAAAGUGCAGAAUGUUGGCAGAGAUGCCAUUGAGAACAACAUGGAUUUUAUGGGAUUAAUAAUAAUGCAGAACAAAUUAAAGCGAGAAACCCCUGCAGUACUUGAAGAUUUGCAUAAAGCCAACAUUCGCACUGUCAUGGUCACAGGUGACAAUAUGUUGACUGCCGUCUCUGUAGCCAGAGACUGUGGAAUGAUAUUACCUCAGGAUAAAGUUAUUAUUGCUGAAGCAUUACCUCCAAAGGAUGGGAAAGUUGCCAAGAUAAAUUGGCAUUAUGCAGACACCAUGACACAGAGUAACGAUUCAUCAGCAAUUGACCCGGAGGCUAUUCCAAUUAAAUUGGUCCAUGAUAACUUAGAGGAUCUUCAGGUGACUCGUUAUCACUUUGCAAUGAAUGGAAAAUCGUUUUCAGUGAUUCUGGAGCAUUUUCAAGACCUUGUUCCUAAGUUGAUGCUGCAUGGCACUGUAUUUGCUCGUAUGGCACCUGAUCAGAAGACCCAGUUAGUAGAAGCAUUGCAAAAUGUAGAUUACUAUGUUGGGAUGUGCGGUGACGGUGCAAAUGAUUGUGGUGCUCUGAAGAGGGCACAUGGAGGCAUUUCCUUAUCAGAGCUCGAGGCUUCAGUGGCAUCUCCCUUUACCUCCAGAACUCCCAGUAUUUCCUGUGUGCCAAACCUUAUCAGGGAAGGCCGUGCAGCCUUGAUGACUUCCUUCUGUGUGUUUAAAUUUAUGGCUUUGUACAGCAUUAUCCAGUACUUCAGUGUUACUCUGCUGUAUUCUAUCUUAAGUAACCUGGGAGACUUCCAGUUUCUCUUCAUUGAUCUGGCAAUCAUUUUGGUAGUAGUAUUUACAAUGAGCUUAAAUCCAGCCUGGAAGGAACUUGUGGCACAAAGACCACCUUCAGGUCUUAUAUCUGGAGCCCUUCUAUUCUCCGUUUUGUCUCAGAUUAUCAUUUCCAUUGGAUUUCAGUCUUUGGGGUUUUUCUGGGUCAAGCAACAGACUUGGUAUAAAGAAUCACAUCCAUAUUCAGAUGCUUUUAAUACAACAGGAAGCCUAGAUGGGAACUCUUCACAUUUGAAUGAUGAAACCAAUCCUGAUAAACAUAACAUAGAAAAUUAUGAAAAUACCACAGUAUUUUUUAUCUCCAGUUUUCAGUACCUCAUAGUGGCAAUUGCCUUUUCAAAAGGAAAACCCUUCAGGCAACCUUGCUACAAGAAUUAUUUUUUUGUUGUGUCUGUGGUUAUGUUGUAUGCUUUCAUAUUAUUCAUCAUGUUGCAUCCAGUUGACUCUAUUGACCAGGUUCUUCAGAUAGUGUGUGUACCAUAUCCGUGGCGUAUAACUAUGCUCAUCAUCGUUCUUGUCAAUGCCUUUGUUUCAAUCGCAGUAGAGAAUUUCUUCCUUGACAUGGUCCUUUGGAAAGUUGUGUUCAGUCGAGACAAACAAGGAGAAUAUCGCUUCACCACCACACAGCCACCACAGGAGUCACUGGAUUGGUGGGGGAAAUGCUGCUUGUCUUGGGCCCUGAACUGUAGGAAGAAGAUGCCAAAGGCCAAGUACAUGUAUCUGGCUCAGGAGCUCUUAGUUGACCCGGAAUGGCCACCCAAACCUCAAACAACAACAGAAGCUAAAGCUUUAGUAAAGGAGAAUGGGUCAUGUCAGAUCAUCACCAUAACCUAG
Rangifer tarandus platyrhynchus (Svalbard reindeer) is the source of this 4371-nucleotide messenger RNA. The record is from the annotation of a GenBank genome assembly. NCBI's taxonomy places the organism in Eukaryota, Metazoa, Chordata, Mammalia, Artiodactyla, Cervidae.